GAGAGCGCAGAGAGGAAGCACGGAGACACUGAGCGCGCGGCAGGAGAAGCAGCAAGCCCACCAAUCAGGGACCGGGUGGUCGUCGCGGGCUGUUCCAGCGUCAGCCAAUCAGAUCGCAGUAAGGGGCUCUCCGCUCGGCGCCAGCCAAUCCGCGGGCCGUAUCCCAGUGACGUGCUGUCCCCGCGGUUCCGUCGUGGUUGUCAUGGCAGCCCGGUUCCGCGCCGUGUUGUGGUUGUGGUUGUUGGCCCCGCUGGCUCUGGCCGGGGCCCCGUCUGAGUGCGUGGGGUUCAACGUGUUGUCCGGGCUCGGCCUGGCGGACACGGACUCCCUGGGGGUGAAGGUGCUGGAUUCCCCGGCGGUGGAUCUGGACGAGGAAUGUCUGGAGAAAUGCUGCUCCAACCCGGACUGCGACCUGGCCCUGCUCCGCGGCCCCCACAGCGACUGCCGCCUCGUCAGCUGCAGCUUCAACGGCUUCAACAUGUGCGACCUGCGGGAGAUGGAGGGAGCCAGGAGCUACCUGAGACCCAGUGUGGGAGCCAAGCCCGGCCAGAGAGACUUCUGCCUGUCACAAGCGGAAACUGGCCGCUGCCGAGCAUUUUUCCUGAGAUGGUGGUACGAUGUGGACAGCCAGACAUGCAAAAACUUCACUUAUGGCGGCUGCCAAGGAAAUCUGAACAAUCACUUGGAUGAGGGGCAAUGCAUGGAUAAAUGCAGCGGAGUGACUGCUGUGAACCCAUCCACUGAUGUAUUACCUACCAGCAAACGCCUGGUCGAAGCACAGUCCCAGAAUGAUGCAAUGCCAGAACCUGAAAAAGUGAAGGCUCCGGAACCUAGAACCUUUGAGGAAUUUUGUGCUGCUCCCAAGUACACCGGUCCUUGUCGGGCUGCCUUUCCUCGUUGGUACUAUAACGCAGAAACUGGGGCUUGCAACAAAUUCACAUACGGGGGAUGUCAAGGAAAUAAGAACAACUACCGGUCCGAGGCAGAGUGUGCCAAAACAUGCAUUGAUGAGCUGGAGAAUAUUCCCAUCCAUCACCGCUCGGCAACCACCUUGGCAUUGCCCAUCCUGCUUGCAGUCAUGGCUGGCAUCCUGCUCUGUGCCAUGGUCCUAUUCUUUGUGAAGAUGGCAAAGAACAGUCAACGAGCUUCCGACUUCAGAGCCAUGUGGAACCCUAUUGAUGAUAAGGAGCUUCUAAUGAACAACGCCUACACUUUGUAACAUGCCCGAGCAACGAGAGCCGUUCACACUCCGAGAUAUAGCCUUUUACUCCAAUAAACUAUGGCCAGUGAAAUAUCAUUCCUGUAAAGGGAGUGCAUCAUUAUUCUUUUAAUAUGUUUGUCUCCACUACAAGCUAGUCUUGGUUUUUUUUUUUCUUGGAUUUAUUUUUGGUUUUUAUUUCUUUCUUUUCUGUUCUGAGAUAUGACUUCUAUCUUUGGGAAGGGAGUAGAUUCAGGGUUAUUCUGUAAACUUUCACACUAGUUUGAAUGGAUGCAUUUAUUUUUAUAGAACAUAACUCCAGAUAGACUCCACGUCUAUUUAAAAGGCUGCAAGGUUCCUUAAGAUUCUCCAACUUUGCCUGCGGCUGAUUUUAUUCUAAAUGGUAAGGUAUCUUGUUUUUUUUUAGAAGAUGAUUCAAUAUGCAAUUGUACUAAACUGUUUUUAUGUGUAGAUAUGUGACUGUUUUCAUUAAAAUGUCUUAUAGAAUCAUGGUAGUCUGCAAGACUCUUGCCCAUGUGUGAGGUCACUUGGCAUAGAGGGUGCCAUAAAAAUGUUCAAAAAACUCCAUAAAAUGUUCACAGUUCUAGAUUAGAGGCAAAUCAAAAUACAAUUUUAUAAAAUUCAGGACGCGUAUUGCUGGCCACUCGUUUCAAAUAAUGUUAGGGUGGGUAUUUGUGUAGUGGUCUCAUGGCAUGCAUUCUGCUCUUUACCUUCUUGUCAAAGCCGAGGUUUUACACCAGUUAGUGUAACACCAGUUUAGUUGAUUGUCUUGGUACGUUUGGCAGCAUACUAGCUAGCCUGUUUGGAUGGGUAGUUUUACUGCAGCUUAAUGCAUUCUUUUGAUGCAAAGAGACUGUCCCUCCACUGUAAACACCAAGUUGUCUGUCAAAAUGCAGUGUUAACAUUGUGCUGCAAGGAAACCUCUAGCGACUGUUACUCUGCAAACCACUGGAGGCGCUGCUUCCUCCUGUGAUCCAAUGAUCUUUGCAGGAUAAAUGUUUAGCGUCUUCACUGUUGGCAUGAAGGCACCAAAUUCUUCUCAUAAAGAUGCAUUGACCUAAUGUCUGUAUGUGGAGAUGUGAUUGUCAGUGAUUGCUGCGCAUGCACGGUAGCCUCUUGUUCUUCUUCACGAAGUAGCAUUAGAUUGGAAGAGCUAAUUAUCACUGAUCUCUGCCACUGUGACUCUUAAAAAGCUUGGUUCUUAACAUUAAAAGGCACUCCGUUCUUUUUAACAUUAACUCCUUUAAGACUAAUUUUUAAAUUAAUUUACUUGUCAAUGCUAGACAAUUCAGUUUUACAGAUAACCCUGUCUGAGUCGGGGUGGAAAUCAGCAGAGGCUCAAUGAAUUUAUUUUAAAACGUACCUCUGCAACCAUUAGCAUCUCUUAUUAUAAAGAAUGAUUUCUGGUCAAUGUGUAGGAGGUGAAAGUCUAGGAUCCCAGCCUUAAACUCUGUCGUGGGAACAUAGCUGCAUCAACAUGUAGAGUGGCUCUGCCAGAUUCCAGACUAUAUUGCAAGCAGUGGGCCUCCAUGGUGACCAUUGAUGACUAAGAAGCGUGCUGUACAAGCUGUCUAUAAUAAGAGGAGGCUGUUACUGCCAGAACACAGUGUCUGUUUAACUGGAAUCAAAACAUGGCAGAAGCAUCAUCAUGUAUACAUUGUACCAAAGAAAACCUUAAUUGGAGCAAUAUGUUUAAUUCUGGAAUUAAAACCUGUAUUCCUUACCCUAUAGUGUUUAAGCUUGCUCCCCCUUAGAAAAGGUGAAAACUCGCCUUAUUUCCAGUGCAGCGUGGGUCUGCGGAUGCUGGCCCCGCCCCGAUCCGCCUCCUUGGUGACAUCAGUAUUGCAGAUCUUUAGCCAAUCCAAUGCUUUCCUUAUGGGAAAGCAUUGGAUUGGUUGAAAUCGGCAAGGAGGCAGGAUGGGGCCAGGGCCAAACACCGUUUUAGCCAAUCUGCACCUCCUCAUAAAGAUGCAUUAAAUCAAUGCAUCUUUAUGAGGAAAAUUCAACGUCUCCAUGCAGAAUGUGGAUACUCUGAAUGGCACUGCUGCCUACUGUGCAGCACUGACUUGGGAAGCACCUCUAGUGGCUGUCUGAGGAGUGGCCACUUGGAGGUGUCCCAAGGGGGCAAUGUAAACAAACAAGGCAAUGAUUAUACUCAUCAGAUCAAAUACGUUAAGCUGUAGUUGUUCUGGUGACUAGUGUCCCUUUAAACUUUAUGCAUGUGUCUCCACCUUGUGCGCGCUGUGGGAGCCUUCAUAUAGACAGAGCCUUGUUCUCCACAGCCUAGUGAUCGCUGUAGCUCCCCCUAAUGUCAAGUGUAAGAAUGCAUAGCAGUCCCAACUUUGUCACCUAACUUUUGAUUGGGAUGUGAGUUCAGUGAAACUGGGAGGGGAGUGGGGGCUGCUUUAAACGACAUCAGUCAUGCCAAAUGUGGUAACCUUUUUAUAAUUCAUUCACAUGAAUCCAGAAAAUGUUUGAAAAACGGUCACUUUAAAUCCCAGUUAGGUUCUCGAUACAUUGUAACUUUUUUUAAAUGUCUGAAUCACUGUUAAACGCUCACACAUCAUUCUGCCUGAUUUGUAUUUUUAGUCUGAGCUUCAAUUAAUAUGCCCUGUUCCAUUUUUCCAUAAAAUCUAAUUUUAUUGCUAUUCUAUGGAUUUGAGUGUUGCAGGUGGUGAGGUUUGAAAGUGAGUGAGAUGAGAUUGGUAAAUGUUUUAACAUACAUUAAGGUCUUUAUAUAGGAGCUUGGGGAUAAGACUAUGGAAUAUCAAUGAUUGGGUGUUUAAAUCUGGACUGCACACUGGGUUCAUCUAUUAAACACCGAACCGCAAAAUGGCUAAUCUGGAAAAAGUCACCACCUAUGCCCUAGCUGGGCUCGUUUAACCUCCGCUUAUCAACUUCUUAAUUCACUGCUCUCUGCGUUUUAGAGAAAUACCCUGGUGAGUGUUAUGCAUGUAUUCUUUGUUAAAUAAAAUCUUCUGUCCCCUUGA
Pelobates fuscus (common spadefoot toad) is the source of this 4209-nucleotide messenger RNA. RefSeq names its product serine peptidase inhibitor, Kunitz type 2 (gene SPINT2). Gene Ontology annotation, molecular function: serine-type endopeptidase inhibitor activity. NCBI's taxonomy places the organism in Eukaryota, Metazoa, Chordata, Amphibia, Anura, Pelobatidae. The transcript is spliced from 7 exons. The coding region runs from base 203 to 1219 and encodes 338 amino acids. The record is from RefSeq and is a predicted model, not a curated record.